Molecule: messenger RNA, 7217 nt
Organism: Coniophora puteana RWD-64-598 SS2
Lineage: Eukaryota; Fungi; Basidiomycota; Agaricomycetes; Boletales; Coniophoraceae
Product: P-loop containing nucleoside triphosphate hydrolase protein
Exons: 10
Coding region: 62-7057 (2331 amino acids)
Molecular function (GO): ATP binding; ATP hydrolysis activity; helicase activity
Source: RefSeq, a predicted model, not a curated record
CCCCCUUCACAGAGCUUCGGACUCGACGCUAUACUAGCCGACUACACACUCUUCUACCACGAUGGAUAGAAGAGAAAGACUCAACAAGUUUUUCAAUCAGACGGUAUUCGGGAAAGCUAAAGUGACCCCUAACACCUCUCGCCAGUUUCUCGAGGCCGUCUGCGCCCAACCCGACCCCGCCGUAUGCCUCGGUAAACUCGUUUCCAACCCCCUGGCACUCGAAAACAUGAAAGCCUCCAUGUCCUUCAACGUUACCCAUCAGUUUCUCAACGAAUCCGGAGCGGCCCUGCUUACGUACCUUUUUGGUGACCCCGCGCUGAAGCAGCUCAGUGGGGGCGACGUCCUCAACAAGGUCGUCAGCAAACUUCUCGAAAGCCCGCUCUUCUGGUCUUCCCUCGCUCACUCGUUCAAGCUUGGGCUCCUUGCAGAGAACGCUGAGAUCGGGUUCGCUCAGCUGCUUCUCCACCUGAUAACCACAUCGGGUGACCAGGCAGCGAGCUAUCGCGAUCUAGCCAAGGAGCCCGAUAUCCUCGGGCGGCUCAGCGCGUCAACCGUGCAGGACGUCAAGUUUAUCUCCCACAAAAUCCGCCAUAUCCUCUCCACGUACGACACAGACGUACCGGAGGACUACGAAGAGGGACCGGGUGGUCGGCACGACAACGACUUCGCAGACUUCCGCAAGAUAACCAUCCUCCCUACCCCGCAGGAGAUCGCGUGUCAGAAGGACCCCUUCCUCCGCAGGAGCGCAGAGCUCGAGAUCCCAGAAACCGUCUCCACCCGACUCGCGAACUACAUCGAUAACCAGUUCCGGCUCAAUCGCGAGGAUCUUAUCUAUGACGUGCGCGAAGAACUAAGUAUAGCUACAGGGGUCAAACAGCGCAAGCGCCGUGCGUUCACCACUUCAGCUCAUCUGAUCGACGUCUUCACCGGCGACCCUCUCCGGCGGCUCCGCUGGGCAAUUGUGCUCAAAGCCGAUCAUGACUUCCAGCAGUUCCAUAAGGUCCCCGACAAAGACCGUCGUAGCUUCCUCAAAGAUGAUCACGUCGGCAGCAAGAUCCUUCGCCACCAGUCGCUCGCGUGCAUUAUCGUUGGCGGACAGCUUGUCUCGCUCGCGACUGUCCAUCGCGACGAGGAGCGUCUCGCUAAGAAGCCGCCCGAAAUCACACUCCAGCUCGAGGGAGAGGCCACAAUCGUGCAGACGCUCAUCAGCCUCCGGCUCGCCGAGAGCGUUCAAAUCCUCUCCGUCGACACCGCCUUCUUCGCUUCCGAGCCUAUUCUGAAGGCGCUGCAGCGCAUACAGGAGGUUCCCCUCUCGGAGGAGCUCGUUUUCUGGAAGGACGACGACCCUAUGGUGAGCCCGGCCGUGUACGCGGAGCGGAUCGCAGAUGCGGUGGAAGUGAAUCCAUCCCAGGACUUGAGGCGUCUCCUGCAAACGCCGAAGUCCAUUCAACUGGAUACGGCUCAGGCGGCUUCUUUGGUCGCUGGUCUUACCCAGCGUGUCGCGCUCAUACAGGGUCCGCCAGGGACCGGAAAGUCGUUCAUCGGGGCGCUGCUUGCCAAAAUCAUUCACGACACCACGACUCAGACGAUUCUUGUUGUCUGCUACACCAACCACGCGCUAGACCAGUUUUUGCAGGACCUCAUCGAUAUCGGCAUCCCCUCGGAGAGCAUGGUCCGCCUCGGCGGGCGUGUUUCGGACCAAAAUCUCCAACACCUUACACUCUUUUCUCAAAAGCGUGUCACCGCCAAGCGCACGCGGGCUGAUUGGACCAUCAUCAAUGAGCUGAAGAUGCAGUCGGAGGAUUUGUGCGGCGAACUCGAGCGCAAAUUCCACCAGUUCCAGAGCGUCAAUCCCGGUUAUCAGGAGAUUCUCAUGCACAUCGAAUUCGACUACCCCGAGUACUUUGCCGCAUUUGAGGUGCCGGCUUCGAACGACGGUAUGACCCGCGUCGGGAAGAAAGGACGCGUGAUGGAUUCCACGUACCUGAUCAACCAGUGGACGCGUGGCUGGGAUGCCGGUGUCCUCAAAGAUGCGCCGCACGUUCGCGAAGCUGCAGAGAUCUGGUCGCUUCCGCUCCAGCUGCGUCGCCAGUGCAUCGAGAAGUGGAGGACAGAGAUCCUCCACGACUCUGUCUCUGGGAUCGCAUCGAACGGGAAAGACUACGAUAAGUGUAUUGCAGAGCUUGCCCGAAAGAACAGCGACGGCGAUAUUGCGACGCUCCGUAGCAAGAGAAUCAUCGGAUGCACUACGACGGGUGCGGCGAAGUUCUCGGAGGACCUUCGGGCUGUCUGCCCGGAUGUCUUACUUGUCGAGGAGGCCGGCGAGAUCUUGGAAAGCCACAUCCUUGCAGCGCUCGGUUCGACGACCAAGCACCUUAUCCUGAUUGGCGAUCAUAAACAACUUCGGCCGAAAGUGAACAAUUACCGUCUAACCGUCGAGAAGGAUGAGGGCUACGAUCUGAACCGCUCACUCUUCGAGCGCCUCGUUCUCAAGGGUUUCCCGCAUCACACUCUCACGGCGCAGCACCGCAUGCGCCCCGAGGUCUCUGAUCUUGUCCGCCAGCUCACCUAUCCGGAGCUUACUGACGCGCCUGGUACUCAAAACCGCGCUCAUGUGCGCGGCGUCCAGAGCAACGUUGUUUUCAUCAACCACGACAAGCACGAGGAUGACUUUCGCGAAGCUGUCGACCGGAGAGACCUAUCGUCUACGUCAUCAAAGCAGAACACGCACGAAGUGGGGAUGGUCCUCAAAAUUGUCAAGUAUCUGGCGCAGCAGGGGUACGGCACGGACAAGAUGGUUGUGCUCACGCCUUACCUUGGUCAGCUUCACAAGCUUCGUGCGGUGCUCAAGUCGGAGACCGAUCCGGUCUUGAAUGACCUGGAUUCGUACGACCUCGUCAAAGCUGGUCUAUUAUCUCCUUCCGCAGCAAAGCUGAGCAACAAGCAACUUCGCCUCGCCACUAUUGAUAACUAUCAGGGAGAAGAGAGUUCGCUUGUCAUAAUCAGCCUAACGCGGAGCAACGCCGAAAACGACAUCGGGUUCAUGAUCUCGCCUGAACGUCUUAACGUGCUACUUUCUCGAGCGAGGGACGGGCUAUUCAUCAUCGGAAAUGCCAACACCUUCAUGCAUUCUCGAAAGGGAGGGGAACUUUGGACGAGGCUGGUCACGAUAUUGACGACCCGAGGUUUUAUCUACGACGGCUUCCCUGUCAAGUGCGAGCAGCACCCUGGCCGUCAACGAAUACUAGCCGGACCGCUGGACUUCGAGCGGCAUUGUCCCGAUGGAGGGUGCACGGAGGAUUGCGGCACUAUGCUCAAUUGUGGACUCCAUCUCUGUCCCUCGAAGUGCCACCAGCUGUCGGACCACUCGAAGAUGGCUUGCAGUCACCUUGUCUACACCAAAUGUGCCGCCACUCGGCACACGCUCCAGUGGAAGUGCAGCGAGGGCCAGCCACCGAGCUGUCGUCGAUGCGACAAAGACAAGGAACGUGCCGAGGCGCAGACGCGGGAGGACUACGAGCGCCAGCAAAAGCACGACGCAGAGCAGCAGAGACAUGACAAGGAACUCGCUGAGAUCGAGCGUCAGAUCAAGGCGGAGCAGGAGGCGCAGCGCGAGGCUUUGGAGGCGGAAAAACGGGAGUGGGCGCUUAAGCAGAAGAAGAAAGAUCUGGAGGAUAUGCGCGCCAGCCUCAAGCACCGGCAGGCUCACCUUUCAUCUCAACUGGAUUCGAUAAGACCCUCUUCGACUGCGCCUUCAGCCACUCCGCAUACGUCUGCUCCUCAAGUGCCUUCUCAGACUCCCUCGAGCUCCGGUUUGCCCGGCUCUAGUAAUGUCUCUGAGGAGGCUGCUCCGUCUACCACCACCAGCGAUUCGUUGAAGGCUGCACGCUCUCCUUCUCGCGAAGAAUGGCAGCGCCGCAAAGACAUGGACGGUGCCAGCAACGACGCCAUCGACAGCAUUAUGGAGAUGACGGGCCUUGAAGGCAUAAAGGCGCAGAUUCUCCGGAUAUUGGACAAGAUCGACGUGAUGAAGCGCCAGGGAACCGACGCAACAAAGGAGCGUCUGAACUUGGUCCUCCUUGGGAAUCCAGGAACGGGCAAAACAACAGUAGCGCGUCUAUAUGCGAAGUUCUUGCAGUCGAUCCAGGUUCUUCCUGGUCGAGAGUUCACCGAGACGACGGGAUCACGGCUCGCCAACGAUGGCGUUCCUGGCGCCAAGAAAAUGCUUGAGGACAUCGUCAAAGCGGGAGGAGGUGCUGUGUUCAUCGAUGAGGCCUAUCAGCUCGCCGGGGAGCACAAUUUCGGGGGCUCGCAGGUUCUAGACUUUCUCCUCGCCGAGAUGGAGAACCAAGUCGGUACCAUCGUCUUCAUCCUCGCCGGCUACAACAAGCAGAUGGAGAAGUUCUUCGAGCACAACCCUGGUCUCCCCAGUCGCGUUCCCUACCAGCUACAUUUCGCGGAUUACGAGGACGGCGAGCUCCUCGCCAUGUUCGGCGACCUUGUAGAGAAGAAGUACAAGAGACGAAUGAAGAUAGAGGGCGGACUUCAUGGGUUAUACGCACGGGUCACGAUUCGGCGACUCGGCCGAGGGCGCGGACGUGAGGGCUUCGGUAACGCUCGUGCGCUGCAAAACAUGUUCUCGAAGAUAUGCGAGUUCCAAGCGGAACGGCUUAGCCAAGAACGACGCGAGGGCAAACUUCCUGACGACUUCCUCAUGGUCAAGGAAGAUCUCAUCGGUCCCGAGCCUUCCAAAGCGAUUGUUCAGAGCAAACCUUGGAAGAAGUUACAGGACAUGAUUGGUCUGCAGUCCGUCAAGGCCUCCGUGAAGAGCCUCCUCGAUAUGAUUACGACGAACUACUACCGAGAGCUUAACGAGAAGGAGCCACUCCAGCUCUCGCUCAAUCGCGUUUUCAUCGGCUCGCCAGGCACGGGCAAAACGACUGUUGCCAACCUCUACGGUCAAAUACUAUCCCAGCUCCGAUUGCUGAGCAAUGGUGAAGUUGUCGUCAAGAAUCCUGCCGAUUUUAUCGGCUCGGCGCUCGGCCAGUCGGAGAAAAACACCAAAGCCAUACUUGCCUCCACCGUUGGCAAAGUCCUUGUCAUCGAUGAGGCGUAUAUGCUAUACGGAGGGAAGUCAUCUGGCGUCAGCGACCCGUACAAGACAUCCGUCAUCGAUACUAUCGUCGCGGAAGUCCAAAAUGUCCCUGGAGAGGAUCGAUGCGUACUCUUACUCGGAUAUAAGGAUCAAAUUAUCGAGAUGUUUCAGAAUGUCAACCCGGGGCUGUCUCGAAGGUUCGACGUUGAGAACGCCUUCAACUUCGAGAACUUCGACGAUGCACAACUACGUAAAAUCCUCGAACUAAAACUGAAGAACCAAGAUCUUGACGCGAUAGAAAAGGCAAAGGAUGCAGCUAUAUCCCUUCUCAGCCGUGCUCGCAAUCGGCCGAACUUCGGCAAUGCUGGCGAGGUCGAAAACAUCCUCGGAAAGGCAAAGGAGCGUUAUCAGAAGCGCUUUCAGUCCCCCGCUGCCGACGUCGUUUUUGAGCCUCAGGAUUUCGAUCCCGGGUUUGACCGCGACGAGCACGCUUCCGACAAUCUCGCGAAGCUGUUCGAGGAUGUCAUUGGCUGCGAGGAGAUCGUCGAGAAGCUGGGCAAUUACCAGCGGAUUGCGAAGAGGAUGAAAGACAAAGGGAUUGACAUGCGCAAGAAUAUUCCGACUAACUUUGUCUUCAAAGGGCCUCCAGGCACCGGCAAGACAACGACCGCUCGUAAGAUCGGUCAGGUCUACUACGACAUGGGCUUCCUCUCAUCCACCGAGCUAGUCGAGUGCUCUGCUUCCGACCUCGUGGGCCAGUACGUUGGACAAACCGGCCCCAAGACUCGCGGCGUGUUCGAGAAGGCGCUCGGGAAAGUCCUUUUCAUUGACGAGGCUUAUCGCCUGGCCGAGGGCCACUUCGCGAAGGAAGCGAUGGACGAGCUUGUUGGCAUUCUCACACAGGAGUCCUUUGCCGGCAAGCUAGUCGUAGUCCUUGCGGGCUACGACGCCGAGAUCAACGGACUGCUUAGCGUCAACCCCGGGCUUUCGAGCCGUUUCCCUGAUCAAAUCGUGUUCAAGAACAUGACCACCGCCCAGUGCCUCUCCUUGCUACUCCAGGACUUACAAAAGGCGAAGAUUGAAGUUCCUGACCUAGACGAUCCCGAGUCACACGUAUACGCAGAGAUGGAGCGCGUUCUCCAGACACUAUCUGAGCUACCGUCGUGGGGGAAUGCGCGGGACGUGAAGACGCUUGCGAAGAAGAUGAUCCAGCGAGCUUACAUCAGCGGCUCAUCUGUCGACGACAAUGCCGGCGUAGACUUCGUCCUUCCUGAAGAGGAAGCGCUCCCCAUCGUGAGGGAGAUGUUAAGCGAGCAGGUCGAUCGUGUUAGAAACCUGAGGCAGCCACCCCCAGUCUCGUCGAUGCUGCCUCCGCCAGUGCAGGUCGGCUCUCCUCAGCCUCCCUCUCUUGCCCCUCCGAAGACGCAGACAACGACAACCAUCAAGAAAGCGCCUCCCAAACCGAAGCAGCAAAAGAAACAAGAGCCCAAGGAGCCUGAAACCGAGCAGCGCGAUCCCGGCGUCCCGGACGCAAUCUGGAAACAGCUUCAGCUCGACAAAGAACGCAUCGCAGAGGCUCAAAAGCGCGCGGCUGAAGAUAUCCAGAAGACGCAAAACCAGUACCGCGAGACCGACGCGCGCAUCCAGAAGCUCACAGUGGAGAUGUCUCGUCUCGCCAAGAUUCAAGCGAAGAACAAGGCGGAGGAUGACGACCGUAAGCGUAGGUUGGAGGAGGCGCGUAUAAAAGAGUUGGAGGCGAGAGCAGAGAAGGAUAGAAUCGCCGCUGAGAUUAAGAAGAGAAUGGACGAGGAGGCACGAGAGCGCAAGCGGGAGGCUCAGGCACAGGCAAAGCUGCGUCAGAUGGGGGUUUGCGUUGCUGGCUUCCAGUGGAUCAAACAGGCACAGGGAUACAGAUGUGCUGGCGGGAGCCACUACAUUUCCAACGAGCAACUCGGGAUGUGAUUAGUGAGAUAACAGACAUAUGAUCUUGUUGAAUUCCGUGGCCAUAGAACGAGUUGAAGGCAGCGACGUAAGGAGCGCUUGGGCGCUGUAUUCGCGCCUGGUUGACUAUAUAUUACAUGUAAUACGGAGACAGAGUUACUAAUCAAAGGGUCACUAAACG